Molecule: messenger RNA, 2895 nt
Organism: Halichondria panicea
Lineage: Eukaryota; Metazoa; Porifera; Demospongiae; Suberitida; Halichondriidae
Exons: 12
Coding region: 118-2688 (856 amino acids)
Biological process (GO): positive regulation of kinase activity; protein phosphorylation; multicellular organism development
Cellular component (GO): signaling receptor complex; plasma membrane
Molecular function (GO): ATP binding; transmembrane receptor protein tyrosine kinase activity
Source: RefSeq, a predicted model, not a curated record
UGCAUGCAUGGCAGGAAAUGAUUGUGCAGAGUUGCAUUCCACAUCUAUAAAGAGAAUUGAACAAGUAGAUUAUAGUAAACUGACUGAUCUGCAAGUACUACAAGAUAGAUCUACAAGAUGAGAUGCACACUUUCUAUAAUUUCAUGUAUUUUGUUGGUGCUUCAGCAGCUGGUGUCUGGACAGCAGUGUACAGUCGGUCGUGUGGGCAGUACAAGGACUGGUACAAUGAGGAAUAGAGCAGAAAAUGAGUUCUACAUUGAUCGUGGUAAUCGUGCUGGAUGUGCUGGGAUGAUCACCUCACUCUCUUACUGUUUCCAUCGACCACCAGGAAAUGUUCCAGUUGCUAACGAGUACCUGACUACAGUUGCUGUGUACAGACCAGCGAGUACAAAUGCAAAUGAGAAUGUAUUUACUGUUGUUUCUUCACCAAUCACAAUACACAAGUCAGCUGUAGAGUUUCAAACUGAAUUAAACGCUGCUACUGAUACAAACUUUGCCUUUGCCUGCUCUGUAUUUAUCCUACCACAACCAGUACCCAUGGCGACUGGUGAUGUUCUUGGAGCGUGUGUGUUUGACCCUGAUGACAUUACAAGUGGUGUCACUACCUACCGUCUUGAUAUAGUCAGUAGAGCUCGUGGCGGUACUGAAGACCUUGUGAGAACAAACACAGAUCCCAGUAGCCCACCUGCUGGCUGCAGUGCCACUACUGUGCCAGGUUCUUUUGAUAGAGGUGCACCUGGUACUGGUAAUAGAGGUAGUGCUGACAGAUCUCUUCAUCUCUCAGCAAACAUAGAAGUGGUUACAACUGAAGCACCUACAAUGGGAGCAACUACGAUGGAAGCGACUACGAUUGAAGUGACUACUAUGGAACCGACUAUCAUGGAAACGACUACCAUGGAAGCGACUACCAUGGAAGCGACUACCAUGGAAGCGACCACCAUGGAAGCGACUACCAUGGAAGCAACUACGAUGGAAGCGACUACCAUGGAAGCGACUACCAUGGAAGUGACUAUCAUGGAAGCGACUACCAUGGAAGCAACUACAAUGGAAGCGACUACACCUUCUAUAACUACAUCUGAACCGACUGCAAACACCAUCACUCCUGAAGACGUCACGACAGACGUGACCUCAGCGGGUGGUCCACUGAUUACUGAUGGAAACUCUACUACAGUAACCAUAAACCGAGGGAUAACGAGCAACCCUGAUGCCACCACUGCACAAUCCAUUGGUGGUGGGGGAGGUGGUUCUAAUGUAGCAACUAUUGCCAUUGCUUUGGUAGUUGUACUCAUUGUUGUGGUCAGCCUAGCUGCCAUCAUGGUGAUAGUCAUCAUUCUUGUGUCAAAGAGAUUGAAAAAGGUCAAGAAAUCAUACGCAAUGACCACCAACUCAGAAAACCAGUUGUACUCGGCAGUGGCUGGUGCUAAAAGCUUGGAGAGAGCUAAACGGGAACAACCACAGCCACAGCAGCAAGGCAGUCAGUGGCCCACACAGUCCCAGGAGCAUGUGUAUGAGGUGUUCAGUCUUAACCAGUCAAUGGAGUCCACCUACGCUGAAGUUGGGCCCUUUGGUGCACUGAAUGGUUAUGAGGUUGUCUAUGAGUCUCCACUGGAUGCCCCGGCUAUCAGCUACCAUCAACUGUUUGAAAAGAACAAGGAAGAGGACAUUUAUGUCAGAGAAAAUCCGUACGAAACACCAGCAUCUAUAGAGAACGAUAUCUAUGCUCAGUUGCAGACCUGGAGGGUGACACAAUUGAACAGAGAAGACAUUAAGAUUGCUGGUCAUCUUGGGUCUGGUCAGUUUGGCAGUGUGGAGCAAGGAGUGUGGAAGAGACAGGGAACUCAACCAGUGGACGUGGCACUCAAGAGUCUCACCAAAACAUCAGAGGAGGACAAAGUCAAGUUCCUCCAAGAAGCCGCCAUCAUGGCUCAGUUCAGACACCUUAACGUUAUCAUGCUCCAUGGAGUAGUCACCAGUGGAGACCCUAUGAUGCUUGUGGUGGAAAUGGCGAAGAAAGGUGAUUUACGACAAUUUCUCCUAUCUCUUCGACCUGACCCAGGGCAGUUAAUGCCGAGCAACACAUUGUCAAUGUUACUGAAGUUCUCUCAACAAGUUGCUCUUGGGAUGCAGUACCUUUCAGCUAAAGGAUUUGUGCACAGAGACAUGGCUGCUAGGAAUGUACUAGUGACAACAAAUGACAUAUGCAAGGUUGCUGAUUUCGGAAUGUCCCGAGAUCUUGCUGAUGAGAACUACUAUGUCUCACAAGGAAGAGACAAGAUCCCCGUCAAGUGGACAGCCCCUGAGGCCAUUCACUACAAGAAGUACUCGACUGCCAGUGAUGUAUGGGCCUACGGGUGUCUGCUCUAUGAGAUAUGGAGUAUUGGGCACAAGCCGUUUGAAGGAAUAUCUAAUCAAGAGGCUAUUCGACUCAUUGAUUCUGGUCAGCGUCUUCCUCCACCUCCUGGCUGCCCUAACAUGAUCUACGAGCUCAUGAUACUAUGUUGGCAUCCUGAGAGCUCCCAACGUCUUGUGUUUCGUGAUGUCGUGCUCACUCUUGUUGGCAGUGAGAAGAUGGUCCUGAGCAUUCCCGAGGAGGACUCCUCCACUAACCCACUGGCUGGAGUAUUGGGAGCUCCACUGGAGGCCGGGGAGAAUAUGUACUCGAAGCUGCAAAGGAGAUAUAUACAUUGAUUGUUUCCAUGGAGGUGCAGCUGCUAAAACUGUUUCGAUAUUGAAGUGUCCCAUUAAAUAUGCCAUGCACAAAUUGUUUUUUCCCUUUUUUGUGAUGUCAUAAUUUUAUCCUUGUCACUAUAAUAAUUAUAAUUAUAUAAACAAAUGAUUGUUGUAUUUCAAAGCUAGCUCAAUACAAUAAUUAGUGUUGAGCUGAGCUCAGCAUUG